Morus notabilis is the source of this 849-nucleotide messenger RNA. Its product is annotated as aluminum-activated malate transporter 5. Gene Ontology annotation, biological process: malate transport. Gene Ontology annotation, cellular component: plant-type vacuole membrane. The transcript is spliced from 3 exons. Bases 97 to 849 code for a protein of 250 amino acids. NCBI's taxonomy places the organism in Eukaryota, Viridiplantae, Streptophyta, Magnoliopsida, Rosales, Moraceae. The record is from RefSeq and is a predicted model, not a curated record.
UUUUCUUUUAAAGGAAGGCUUUUUUAAAUUUUGACAUAUCUUCUUUUUACGUUAUGUUUAGGAUUUUGCGCUAGCUAUGCCAAACAGUACCCGCCAAUGAAGCCAUACGAAUAUGGGUUUCGUGUGUUCUUGUUGACAUACUGUAUAGUCUUGACGUCUGCGAGUAAAGCCUUUCUCCAAACGGCAUUAUACCGGUUGAUGCUUAUUGCCGUUGGUGCUGGGAUUUGUUUGGUUGUAAGUAUAUGUAUAUUCCCCAUUUGGGCAGGGGAAGAUCUGCACAAGUUGGUGGUUAAAAAUUUCAGGGGUGUUGCUGUUUCUUUGGAAGGUUGUGUUAAGGGAUAUUUGGAGUGUGUUGAAUAUGAGAGGAUUCCUUCAAAAAUUCUCAUAUAUCAAGCUUCUGAUGACCAGUUAUACAGUGGCUAUAGAUCAGCUGUUCAAUCUUCAACCCAAGAGGAAACUCUAUUGGACUUCGCAUUAUGGGAGCCACCUCAUGGCCCUUACAAGGGCUUCAACUAUCCAUGGAAAAACUAUAUCAAAGUUGGCGGGGCACUAAGGCAUUGCGCAUUCACGGUCAUGGCUAUGCACGGAUGUAUACUUUCAGAAAUCCAGGUAACAUGCCCAAUUAUGCAUAUAUCAUCUACUCAAUACACAAUUCCACUCAUUUGCCUAAGGGAAGGCAGACUUCACAUGUUCAGUAUCACUCCUAUAAAUGACCAUUUUAGCGAGAACAUUUAUAGCAACGAAUCUUUUCGUCAUCAUAGGGGUUGUACCAAUGAAUUUUUUAUUGGUAAAGACUUGUUUGGUAGAGUCAAAAGCUUCACAAAAAGAUCACAUCUCAACUCGAAUUAA